Molecule: messenger RNA, 2703 nt
Organism: Penaeus vannamei (Pacific white shrimp)
Lineage: Eukaryota; Metazoa; Arthropoda; Malacostraca; Decapoda; Penaeidae
Source: RefSeq, a predicted model, not a curated record
CCUUCGUAUCACUUCUGGAGGAACCUCACUCAGGGCAGCACAUAGUCUCUUGACCCUCCGGUAAAGAGGUCACCAAAAGGGACCACCGACAAACCAAAACAAACAAGAAAAAAAAAAAAAAAAAAAAAAAAAACACCUCGACCACACAUCCACUUGGCCACUUCGACCACACGGCCACUUCGAACACGCGACCAUGGACUCCCUACCAAGAGGUCUGGUUGUUAUGGCCAAGGGCGCCACGCAAGCCCCCGACGUGUUUCUGGAAAGUUCGACGUCGACAAGCACAGGAGAACCCGAAGGAAAUGACUACGAACGCCGCUUGCCAAACUGGGUCGAUUUCCUGGUGCUUGGGCUGUACUUCGCCUUCGUGCUUGCCAUUGGCUUGUAUUCGUCAUGGAGGACAAAGAGAGGCAGCGUUUCCAGCUAUUUCCUCGCCUCCAGAAACAUGCACUGGAUCCCGGUCGGAGCGUCUCUCUUCGCGAGUAACAUCGGCUCGGGUCACUUUAUCGGGCUGGCGGGAUCGGGGGCUGCCUCUGGUAUCGGUAUCGGCGCCUUCGAGCUCAAUGCCAUCUAUGUGCUUAUGCUUCUCGGUUGGAUCUUCGUCCCUGUGUACAUGAGCUCAGGAGUUUACACAAUGCCCGAGUAUCUUAGGGAGAGAUUUGGAGGCCAGAGGAUUAGGAUUUACUUGUCUGUCCUGGCUCUAAUCUUAUACGUCUUCACUAAAAUUUCGGCCGAUCUGUACGCUGGAGCGCUCUUUAUCCAGACAGCCCUGGAUAAAGGAGACUCUACCGAAUGGCUCUACCUCAGUAUCCUUAUCCUCCUGGCCAUCGCUGCGCUGUUCACUAUUACCGGAGGUCUAACGGCUGUUAUAUGGACCGACUUCGUACAGACUAUCUUGAUGCUCAUUGGCGCCUUCAUACUGAUGGGAAUGUCUUUCCACGCGGUCGGCGGUUACAACGCUCUAGUUACCGACUACUUCCACGCGAUCCCGACCAACACGGUGUACACGGCCGACAACCUGACGAACUGCGGCGAGCCCCCUGCCUAUGCCAUGGACUUGUUCCGGUCUAUUGUACCCGGGGAGUCGGAUCUGCCCUGGACGGGUAUGCUCUUCGGGGUGACCAUCUCGGGUAUCUGGUACUGGUGCACGGAUCAGGUGAUCGUGCAGAGAACUCUCUCCAGCAGGAACAUGAUUCACGCCAAGGCAGGUUGUGUCCUUGCCGCCGCCUUGAAAUUCCUCCCUAUGUUCCUCUUGGUGUUCCCGGGAAUGGCGGCUAGGAUCCUCUUCACAGACCGCGUGGCUUGCGUUGUGCCCGAGGAGUGUAAAGCUGCCUGUGGAAGUACAUCCGGUUGUACGAAUAUCGCUUACAUUGAGUUGGUGCUUCGACUCCUUCCGACGGGUCUCUGCGGCCUGAUGCUGGCUGUGAUGAUGGCCGCCCUCAUGUCCUCCCUCACCUCCAUCUUCAACUCGGCGUCGACCAUCUUCACCAUCGACAUCUGGACGAGGAUUCGACGAGGAGCCACAGACGUCGAACUCCUCAUCGUCGGCAGGGCCUUCGUCCUCGUCCUCGUCGUCAUCUCCGUCAUUUGGAUCCCCGUUAUCCAGGGCUCAGCAAAUUCCCAGCUGUUUGUUUACAUCCAGAGUAUUUCCUCUUUCUUGUCUCCUCCGAUCUGCGCUGUCUAUCUCCUCGCCAUCUUCUGGUCCAGAACCACGGAACCGGGAGCGUUCUGGGGCCUCAUGAUCGGCUUGGUCAUAGGACUCAUUCGGUUCAUCAUGGAAUACGCGUUCGUCAUCCCACCAUGCGGAUCAACCGACCCGGAUCCUCGGCCGGACUGGAUCAAAAUCUUGGUCGGGAAUGUCCAUUAUCUCCACUUCGGCUGCAUUCUGUUCGUGAUCGUGCUCGUGGUCACGGUCGUCAUUUCCUAUCUCACGGAGCCGAUCCCUGCUGAAUGUCUCCACCGCCUCACUUUCUGGACGCGGGAGAGCACCGAGGUGAGGGUGUCCGUCCGCGAGUGGAUGAACAAGAAGAAGGACGCCGCGGCCUACACGAACGAGGGCGCGGUGGCGAACGAGGGCGGGGAGGUCGUGUCGGAGAAGGUGGUCGAUGGGGUGGCGGUCGUGUCGGAUAAGGUGGUCGAAGGGGCGGCGGUCGUGUCGGAGACGAGGAAUGCGUCGGUCGCCAGCAGUGUGGAAGAACUCCCCGUGUGGCGAAAGGCGCUCAACUGCGUCUGCGGAGUCGAGACGCAGAAGGUGUCCCAGGCGCAGGAGGAGGACCCCGAGGACCACCUCACGCCGGAGGAGAAAGCCACCAGAGCCGCCGCGUUCCUGCAGGAGAAGAGACCGUGGACUAAUGUUGUAGACGGAGCAUCUAUACUGGUCAUGUGUAUUGCUGCGUUUCUGUGGGGUUACUACGCCUGAAAGAAUAGUCACACCGGUUUAGACUGCUGUGUGUUAUUAAGCCUGUAAUAAUAGGCACAGUGAUCUAGAAAAAUAAAACAAAAAGUAUGAGAACUUUUUGCAAGAUUUAUAUGAUUAACAAAGCUCACUAGUAUAAUUCGUUUUCUAAUUUACGUUGUAUAUUCAAAAUGUGUAAAAAAUAUAAGUGUAUUGUACAUUUUCUUGUGCUGUAACAUUAAACAAAGAUAUAUGUAUGUGUGUGUGCUGUGUGUGUAUUUAUGUAAAUAAAGAGCUACAAAACAGAA